GUGGGCUCGUAUUUCGUUUACAACAAAUGACAGCGCCGGGUGCGUAGUGGUUCAUUAUCUAUGCAUACAUAUACACAUGCAAGGACGUCUGCAAUCUGGACAUGGGUACGAUGUUUCAAUAUGAAGGUGAUGCACAGUUCAUUUUAUCCCAGAUGUCUGACACAUGCUGCCGGUGUUUAGAUGUAUAUUUGUAACAACGCUCUGAAAAGUAUAUCCGCCAAAGUGAAAAUGAGAACAGUACUCUGUUACCUGUUGGUGUUGGGGUUUAUGAAAGAUGCUUCAGCCAUGCCUAAGGGACGACGAUUCGUUGUAGCGUUCUUUGAACAAUUAUACCAAGCUGCAAGCCUUCCAAACAUGUUCUUUGUGAUUCUAUCUGAGUUCAAUGCCACUGUUCACGUUGAGAGUGGAUUCGGUAUUUCAGAAGAUUUACACAUCCAAGGCAUGGUAGACUACAAGUACAAAGUUGAUGAAAGUUUUUAUUACCAAGCCAACCUACAGGUGACUGACAUGGCAUUCCACUUUUCAUCCACUGAGGAAAUAACCUUGUUCUGUUAUCACGUACUUGUCAAUCGUGGAGACGGAUACCUUGCCUUGCCGGUUGAGACUUUAUCCACGGAAUACAUUGUAGUGACACACAUUGAUAAUCACACAUCUUCAACUGCUGAGGCUGAACUACCCUACACAAAGAAAACACAGACUGCUUUCCUCAUCAUCGCUACGGAGACCAAUACCCAGGUGGACAUCAGUCUAAAGAUACGAGGACCCCUUAUGGCAGGUGGAUGUGGCAAUGGGACAUUCUUCAAUGGGCAGAGCAGAACAUUUACACUCAACAAGUAUCAGACAGUUGGCGCCUACUGUGCCGAGGACAUUACUGGAACACUGAUUAGCAGUGACAAACCCGUGGCUGUGAUUAGUGGGCAUAACAUGAAGUAUACUACAAGCAUUAAAGACGGCAUGCAAGAAAUGUUACUGCCUGUGAAGUCAUUUGGGAGAAGUUUUUACUUGCCAGAACCGCCAUCUAUUACUGGUGGGGCAAUAUACAGAGUCGUUGGAUCAACAGCGUCAACCUCUGUACGCUCCCCGUACGUCAGUGGUAUAUCUUUCUCCCUUGGUGCGCGGGAGUCUCAUGACAUAACUGUUGACUCUACCACAGGUCCAGUUUACAUUGAAGCCGAUAAACCUGUCAUGGUUGUUCAAAUAGUUAUAAAAACACCAUCACUGGCAAUAGUUCCACCAACAAGUUUAUACUCCAGCUCUUAUGACAUUGGAAAACCUGUUCUUCAUGCGUCAUUUGACCUGAAGAAGGUGCUCAUAACAGUCAUUGUUCCCACUGACAAGGUUCUCGGAAUACGACCACAAAUAUUUCCACAAUUCAAAGUUAUUAAAGGCAGCUGUUUCUCAGAGGCAUCAGUGGAGUUGACAUCACCAGGAUUUUACCGCCUGACCCACGAAGAUGAUGUUCCAUUUGGAGCCAUGAUGUACGUGUUUCCGUAUGUGGACAGUCAGUCUGUGUUUACGCAUCCGGCCGGACUGAAUCUGACAAAUGAUGUCGAUAAAACAGCAUGUCCUGCAUCAACAGUGUGUUCAGACGGGACUCCGUAUCCAUGCUCGUGUUCAUCAGGAUACUUUGAAUACCAGUGUAAUGACACUUCAGGCGGCUGCGCCGUGGACCCGUGCAUGUACUCCAGUGCCUGUACUAACCUGACAAAUCUCUACCAAUGUGACUGUGUCACUGGAUCGGGAGGAGCGAAUUGCGAGUUUGAUAUCACUGAUAAUUGUGUCAACAACACCUGUGUAAAUGGCAUCUGUACCGAUGAGCUGGUCUCGUAUACAUGUGACUGUACUGAUACUGGAUACUCCGGAACACUAUGUGAGACAGAGAUCAACGAGUGUGCAACAAACCCAUGUGUGAACGGUACAUGUUUCGACCACGUCAACAACUACACCUGUGCCUGUGAACCUGGGUAUACAGACAAGAACUGCAGCACAGAAAUCAACGAAUGUGACAGUACACCGUGUAUGAACGGAGGCACAUGCGCCGAUCUUCUCAAUGCCUUUGAAUGUACAUGUGCAGGUGGAUUCAAUGGAACAAUGUGUGAAAUUGACAUCGACGAGUGUGUGUCAAAUCCAUGUAGCAGUGGCGGUACAUGCAAUGACUUAGCCAACUCCUACAACUGUUCCUGUGUCCCUGGGUACGAAGGUACUCACUGUGAAUCAGAUAUUGAUGAAUGCUUGAGCAACCCAUGUGUGAACGGCAGCUGUGCAGACUUACUGAAUGCCUACAACUGCACCUGUGAUCCCGGCUACGAAGGGCAGAACUGCAGUAUUGAAAUCAACGAAUGUAAUAGUAUGCCUUGCCAGAAUGGAGCUGGGUGUGUUGACUUACUGGAUGCCUUUGAAUGUACAUGCAGUAGUGGAUUCAAUGGGACACUGUGUGAACACGAUAUAGACGAAUGUCUGUCAAACCCCUGUGUCAAUGGCGGCACAUGCAACGAUUCAGUAAACUCCUACAACUGUUCAUGUACACCUGGGUAUGGUGGUACUCAUUGUGAAGCAGAAAUUGACGAAUGUUUGAGCAAUCCAUGUGUGAACGGCAGCUGCAACGACUUCUUCAACGCCUACAACUGUACCUGUAUACCGGGCUAUGAGGGACAGAAUUGUGACAUUGAUAUCGACGAAUGCAGCAGUAACCCCUGUGUGAACGGCAGUUGUGUGAACCAAUACAACGCCUUCAACUGUAACUGUGAUGCUGGCUUCACUGGGUCACUUUGUGCCGUGGACAUCGACGACUGCACUGGGAGCCCAUGUCAGAAUAAUGGCACUUGUCUUGACGCUGUUAACUCCUACACCUGCACGUGUAUAGAUGGAUACGCUGGGACUGAUUGCCUCACCGAUAUAGAUGAAUGUGCUGGCACAUCGUGUAACCAUGGCGUGUGUGUUGAUGGUAUAAACAUGUACACAUGCCAGUGUAAUGCUGGAUAUGAGGGAAGCAAUUGCAGUACAGACAUUGACGACUGUGCCACCAACCCAUGCCUCAACGACGGGAAUUGCACAGACGCAGUAAAUGGCUACACAUGUACUUGUCCUGAUGGCAUCAACGGAACGAACUGUGAAAUAGGAGGGGACCCCUGUGCAGCGAAUCCCUGCCAGUACAACGGGACCUGCACUCAGGCAGCUUCUGGUUACAACUGCUCCUGUCAGGCUGGUAUUACGGGGGUCAACUGUGAGACAGACAUCGAUGAAUGUGCCUCAAGUCCAUGCACAAAUGACGGCACCUGCAGUGAUCAGAUCAACGCAUUUGAAUGCCUCUGUCCUUCCAACUUCGGAGGCUUGCUCUGCGAGUUGAUACUUGAAUGCGGAUGUCCUUGCUAUCUCAAUAGUAACUUGUCAGACCAGGAUUUAGCGGUGAAAAUUGCAUGGCUAAAGUCAUGGCUACUCCUUGACAAGUCCAAACUGUCCAGCACAAUACGGAAAAAGAUAAGCGUACCGGAUGAAAGGCCCUCUUCAACUGGGAUCGGCUUCAGUGGAAUAACGUGUCUCAUUGCAGCGUUUGGAUUUUUCCUUUUUAUGGAUGGUCUCAGAAUCGUUCAAUUUCUUACUGCGAAAAAGGUUGCGGCAAAAGAUCUUGAAAGCAAGAAAAAUACAAAAUCAGAAUAAGAAUGGAACAAAUACUCGUAGUGCGUGACGCCGUUUUGAACAGUAUUACAGUUAUAUCACGACGUGUCUGCAUAAUGUGAGAAGGAAAUCCAGAAGUGAUGCAGGUCCCAGACCUUUAUAAUUACCACUUUGGUGAAACACACGAGCACGUGUAUGUGUGAUGACCUAGAAACAUUAUGGUGAAAAUCGGGAUUUGGACCCACGAUCAUAGAUUACUGGCGUAUCCAAAGAACGCAACCCUGCAAAGAGAAUUGCGGAGCCUCAGACGACUAAGCCACCAGUGGACCCUGGAACAAGGAUAAAAGAUAAAAUGAUAUGUUAUUAUGCCGUAGGUUGACAGAUAAACCGACAUAUAUCAAGUAAUAUGCCUUACUUUGAAGGAAUCAAUUCCAUUGGGCUUUGUUGAUAUGGAUUACGAAGAAACGGUUACAUUUGAUUUUUGUUGUAUCCAUUCUUCAAUAAUUGACAUGACACGUAUGUAAUUUGAGAGUACCAUAUCAGUGACAUGUAUCUUUUCAUUUAAAAUUACCAUAUGCAUAUCUGUGGUGGCACGUGGUCCUGUGUACCUCUCAGGUCACAAAUCAGGUGAAGUUAACUCCUGGGAGUUCCAGGGCUUCGGUCCUGUGACUUUGUUCGAAAUAUGCCCCUGUUCACCUAGAAGUUAAUGGGUACUCUAUAGGAUAAGAUGACAAUAUGACUGUCAACCCUUAGCGCCUCACGGGCAAUUUGCGUUGUAUACUCCCCAACGAGUUAAUGAUUAUAUUGUAGUAUUCAUUAUUAUCUGUGUCCUAUUUGCCUCUGAUUUAGAUCCAAUCUUCAAUAAUUGUUUUGUCUGGCACACCGUACCCUAGAAUAAUACAUCUUAUACAAAUAUUGCUCCUUGCGGAUACUAUCUGAUAUCAUAUCGUUCAACUACACUUGUCAUAAGAGGCGACUAACGGGACCGGGUGGUCAGGCUCGCUGACUUGUUUGAGGCAUGUCAUCGUAUCCACAUUGCGUGGGUCGAUGCUCAUGAUCAAUCAGACUCGAUUAUUUACAGACCGCCGUCAUACAGCUGGAGUAUUGCUGAGUGCGGCGUUAAAAAACAAACAAACAAAAUCAUAUUGUUCAAUAACCAUCAAAGAGACAAUUUCCGUCCAGUGAAUGUUUUCCACCUGCUCCUCAAGUUACAUAUCACGAGACUAGUCGCUCUCGUUAGAUUGGUUGUAAACUGCGAAGCAAAGCCGAUAUAAAUUUAAACAUUAAUUGUUUUGGCAACCUAUGCAUAUGUGACUCUGUGUCGACCUUGUUUACGUUUGUCUUAGUUGUUCAGACAUACACAUAUCUGUGAAAAGACUUCUGAUGAUGGGGCAUUGAUACACUGCCGGGCAAAAGAAAGUACACACCCAUGUUUGACUACAAUGAACCAAACAAGAAAUGGUUAUUCAAUGAUGAUGUAUUUGGUGGGGGAAUCAUAGUUCUGUUUAGGAGUGCAGUGUUUCGGUGACUGUUUUCAUCCUUGUAACGUUUUGAUACGCGAGGACGUUUUUGGUCGAAUCCAAAUUUCAAGUGUAUGCUUUCUUUUCCUCAAUAGAUUAUGUUGCCACGGCAUUUGUCUUGUACUAAUUUCUGUACAUCACCAGGGGCAGUCGGGUAGCCUAGUGGUUAAAGCGUUCGCUCGUCACGUCGAAGACCCGGGUUCGAUUCCCCACAUGGGUACAAUGUGUGAAGCCCAUUUCUGGUGUCCCCCGCCGCGAUAUUGCUGGAAUUUUGCUGAAAGCGGCGUAAAACUAUGCCCACUCACUGUACAUCACCAACUUUUGUAAAUAGUAAUUUACAUGUAUCCCCACAAUUAACAAUGGUAAUUUAAUCUAGUACUACACUUUAUAUACUAAUUUUAUAUGCUAUGAUUUCCCGAAAUAUGUGUACAAAUGGGGGCAACCAGCGUCAAUUUUAAUUGCAAAAUACCAAAUCCGUACGUUCAUAUAGUAUCUGAUGAAAGAAAUACAUACAAUGCAUACUACUCAAAAGAUACUUCAUAUUUUGUAAAAAGUGAUCAUGCAUAUUUGUUAUUUUUUUGCCGUACUUGUUUGUAUAUAGCCUUCACUAAAGACAAAAGUGACUGAAACUUGCCAUAUCAAAUAUUGUAAGUAGUAUAUGCAAUUAUAUGUACAUACACAAUUCAUUGAGCAUUUGCUUGAAUAUCAGACUCUUGUCAGAAGCAAUAAUUGCACGCUAUCUUUCAGUAAUACGUGUCACACUGGAUCAAACAGUAAUAAACUUUAUAAACCAAAACACCACUUGUAAGUGUACGCUGAUUCUAAGUUAUUGUACUGCUGUUACAUUAUCUGCUUCAGAUGUGAUGUACUUUAUUAUCUUUCGAGACAAGACGUAUAUGUUUUGCAGGCAUUUACUAUCAACAUUGUCAUCAACAACUCCUUUUCAAUAGAUCCUCAUUGUCUCAGGGGAAUUGUACACUGGACAAAAGUUUUCAGAAAUGUUUUUUUCAUCUACGAGUAUGUUACCUGUCGAUGUGUUUUAUUGUGUAGUUAGAUACACAUUUACCCCAUAACAGAGAGCUUUGUUUUAAUAAUGCCAUGACAGUACCUUGUAUCACUUAAUUGAAGAGGCCUUGCCUAAACGAGGCUAUCACUCAUUACCUCACUGUUAUAUGUUUAUAUACUCUGCAUUGCUAUAUGUUGCCACAGAGGUUAUUCUUUUUUGAGAAUACGCUUCUACAAAAGCACUGAUGAAUAGAACCCUUCAUUAUCCAUUUCCUCCUCAAUUGUGCAAAAAAAAAAAUAUCAGUGAUUCAUAAAAAUAUUUCUUGCUGAUAAUAAAUAUGCCGAUCACAUCCGAAGUAGUAGCCAUAAUUGGCGAAUUCAGAUGGAAAGCAUGUUUAGAAAUUUAAGGAAAUCGAUUCUGAAUAAGAUCUGUGCACGACAUGACAUGAAUGUAAUUUGAGAGUACCAUAUCAGUUACAUGUAUCUUUUCAUUUAAAAUUACCAUAUGCAUAUCUGUGAUGGCACGUGGUCCUGUGUACCUCACCUGGGAGUUCUAGGGCUUCGGUCCUGCCCAACCCUGAAGCACAUGAAGCACAUGUUGCAGGUGACUUUGUUCGAAAUGUGCCCCUGUUCACCCAGAAGUAAAUGGGUAACCAGUAUGAUGAGAUGAUAAAGUGACUGUUUACCCUCAGCGCCUCUCAGGCAACUUGGGUGGUAUACUCCCCAGGGAGUUGAUAAUUAUAUGGUUGUUAUUUAUUAUUAUCGGUAUCCUUUUUGCCUCUGUCUUCAUGUACAUUUUCUAUUUUCCGUUCGAAAGUAGAACACAAUUAUAUUUUCAUUAAAGCAAUAUAUAUAUUUGGCAGC
Messenger RNA from Haliotis rufescens (red abalone), 7004 nucleotides. Its product is annotated as fibropellin-1-like. Gene Ontology annotation, biological process: Notch signaling pathway. Bases 181 to 3657 code for a protein of 1158 amino acids. NCBI's taxonomy places the organism in Eukaryota, Metazoa, Mollusca, Gastropoda, Lepetellida, Haliotidae. The record is from RefSeq and is a predicted model, not a curated record. Gene Ontology annotation, molecular function: Notch binding; calcium ion binding. The transcript is spliced from 20 exons.